Molecule: messenger RNA, 6637 nt
Organism: Podarcis muralis (Common wall lizard)
Lineage: Eukaryota; Metazoa; Chordata; Lepidosauria; Squamata; Lacertidae
Source: RefSeq, a predicted model, not a curated record
AAGCGAGACACGCGCCCGCGAAAGAGAACAGCCGAAGGACCUCCGAGCCGGGCAGCAGUCCUGGCCAGGCCCCGCCCACUUCCCUCAGGAGCGCCGCUGCCCCCCCUCGCCGCCGCCUCAGCGCGCCCGCCCUUCGCUCCCUGGCGGUGGAGGCGGCGCGGCGCCCCUGGACCGGCUGACGGCGAGGGCGACGCCCCCCCCCCAACUGCCCGGCGAUGUUCUCUCGGAGGGGCCACGCCGAUGUCAAGAAGUCCACCCAGAAAGCGCUGGACCCGCGGAAGGACGUCCUGACGCGCCUCAAGCACCUCAGGGCGCUGAUGGAUGCUAUAGAGGGAAGUGAACUUAAACAGUUUUUUGAGAUUAACUAUUCUCAGAUUUAUUUUAUCUUCUAUGAAAAUUUCAUAACACUGGAAACUAGCUUGAAACAAAAAGGGAAUAAGUCACAAAGGGAGGAGCUGGACUCCAUUCUCUUUCUUUUUGAAAAAAUAUUACAACUACUUCCAGAAAGAAUUUUCUAUCGGUGGCAUUUCCACAGCAUAGGUUCAGUUUUGAAGAAACUUUUGCACACUGGAAACUGUCUUAAGAUAAGAUGUGAAGGAAUCAGACUGUUUCUUCUCUGGUUACAAGCUCUCCAGACAAAUUGUGCAGAAGAGCAACUGUUAAUCUUUGCUUGCCUCGUUCCUGGUUUUCCUGCAGUGAUGUCUUCUCGAGGUCCAUGCACACUCGAUACUCUCAUUAGCCCUCCUCCCAGUCACACUGAUGCAAAGAUUUAUCCUGAAGAAAUAACUCCACUUUUACCACAUGUUUCUGGAGAAAAAACGGCUGAGGACCCAACAUGCUAUUUCCUUCAGCUACUGUUAAAAUAUAUGGUAAUCCAGGCUGCGAGCUUGGAAUGGAAGAAUCAAGAGAACUGUGAUACUGGAUUUAAGUUUCUCUUUGCAUUGUUCAGAAAGUAUUACCUUCCUCACUUAUUUCCCUCUUUUACAAAACUAACCAACGUAUACAAACCUGUGCUUGACAUUCCUGGCCUGCGACCCAAACCAGCGUAUGUUAGUGUAGCUUGUAAUAAUGAAAACAUUUAUAGCACAAAAAUACCAUACAUGACAGCUCGUGUAGCCUUUAUUAAAUGGCUUGUAAACUUUUUUCUGGAAAAGAAGUACUUCACACCAACACAGAAUUCUAAAAAUGGAGGGGACGUUUUGCCCAGAAUCAUUCAAAGUGUGGGCGGUGCAAUUCAAGAUAAAAAUUCUGAAGUGGAGAACAGUGUUGUAUUGGAUCAGGAGAAAAGUCAUUCAACUAAUGGCACGUUGACUGAGAGGAGGCUCAGUGAUUCCAGCUUUUGCAGUAUUGAAGAACAACACCGGGUCGUCUAUGAGAUGGUGCAACAGAUCCUUUUGUCUACACGAGGUUAUGUCAAUUUUGUCAAUGAAGUAUUUCGUCAGGCUUUUUUAUUGCCUUCAUCUGAGAUAUCGUCAACAGAAAAAGUAGUGAAGGUAUAUAGGAAGUGGAUACUCCAAGAGAAGCCUGUGUUCAUGGAAGAACCGGAUGUGAAGGAAACGGUUCAUGAUGAUGACGUCUUAGAUCAUCCAACAGCAGAAACAGAAGGCAAACAUCUUGCAACUGGCCAUUCUGGACAUAAAAGGUCAUCUAGUUGGGGAAGAUCACAUUCCUUCUCUAAUGCGGUUAAUAGAGGGUGUAUAUUAGAAGAUGAAAACAAGAAUGUCAAAGCAGGGCUUCAAGCUACACUACAGGUAUUCUUGACAAACUCUGCAAAUGUGUUUUUAUUGGAACCAUGUACUGAAAUACCUCCACUCCUGAAGGAGCAAGUUGAUGCAUGCAGAGCAGUUUUGAGUAUAUUUAGGCGCAUGAUUAUGGAUCUUCCAAUGAAUAAAAAGACAUGGGAGCAAAUGCUACAGAUACUACUUAAGAUAACAGAAGUUGUCAUGAAUAGAUCAAAAGAGAACCAAGUAAAGGAUACAUUUGCUCAAAGUUUAGCAGGAUUAUUGUUUCGGACACUCAUUGUGGCCUGGGUUCGUGCUAAUCUGAGUGUUUAUAUCUCUCGAGAGCUCUGGGAUGAGUUACUGCGUGUGCUGUCAUCCCUUACAGAUUGGGAAGAACUAAUAACUGAAUGGACUAACAUAAUGGAUUCUCUUACAUCUGUUUUGGCAAGGACAGUGUAUGGUGUUGAAAUGACCAAUCUGCCACUGGAUAAGCUAAGUGAGCAAAAAGAGAAAAUACAACGAGGAAAAGGUGGCAAUUUGGAACCUCAGAAGGGAACUACAGUUGGAAGAUCAUUUUCUUUAAGCUGGAGAAAUCAUCCUGAAGUUGUGGAACCAAUGAGGUUUAGGAGUGCUACCACCUCAGGAGUACCAGGAGUUGAGAAAGCAAGGAAUGUAGUGCGUCAGAGAGCAACAGCCAAGCGAAGUCAGUCCAUCAGCAACUGCGCUCAUCUCUGUGAGGCUUUGCCAGGCACGAAAAGCGUACCUCUACUCCUCCAUACUGUCAGCUCUUUCUUACCUGCUCUCUCUUACACUUCUUACUCUCACACACUUUCAGAAGCUGAAGAAUAUCAACAGUCAGAAAAUGGAACAGGACUUGAAUAUCACCAGCCAGAAAAUAUAGAAGGAACAGAAUGUAAUGGCACAUUUUCACACCAAGAACAAUUAACUCGAAGUAGUAGCACCUCGGAUAUUAGAGACCAAAGUAAUUCUGAUGUUUUCCAAGUUAGAAAAACAGAAAGCUCACAGAACUUAACUUUGGAUGCUGAAUGUGUUCAAGGAACUGAGAGGUCCAUGAACAAGGAAAGUACAGCCCAAGAAGCAAGCAACCCUCCAUCUCAAUUAGAUCUCAAAGCAGACAUGCAACAAUCAUAUGGAAGUCCCAGAGAAGGAGAACAGAGUGAAAGUGUUAGCAGUGAUACCUCCAUUGGAUACAAUAAUGAAGUAGAUAUCACAUUAGCUCCCUGGCAAGCAUGUGAAGAAAACCCUGAUGUCAAUAUCCCAGCUGAUAUUUGUGUUGAUCCUGAUGCGUGCCAGUGGUUGCAUCUGAGUCCUUCAGGUGUCACAAAUUUAACAGACAGCAGUGAGUUUCUUGCUGAUGAUUGCAGUAUAAUUGCUGGUGGGAAUCUCAUAGGCUGGCAUCCUGAUUCUGCUGCUGUGUUAUGGCGAAGAAUAUUGGGAAUUCUUGGAGAUGUGAACAGCAUCCAGUGUCCUAAAAUACACGCCAGAGUUUUUGAGUAUCUCUUUGCGCUAUGGUACAAAUUAGCAAAGAUAAGGGACAAUCUUGCUAUCAGUCUGGAUAACCAAUCCACUCCCUCUCCUCCUACUUUAAUUCCUCCACUCAGAAUAUUUGCAUCGUGGUUGUUCAAGGCUACCACCUUAUCAGAUGACUAUAAGGAAGGGAAGCUUCAAGCCUACAAACUGAUAUGUGCUAUGAUGGCUAGGCGCCAAGAUUUUGUGCCAAAUCCUGACUACCUGAUGCACUUUUAUCUUGUCAUGCAUAUUGGAUUAACUAGUAAAGAUCAGGAUGUUUUAAAUACUGUGAUCAGACACUGCCCCCCCUGCUUUUUCUUCUUGGGUUUACCUGGCUUCACUUUGCUAAUAGGAGACUUCAUAACAGCUGCAUCCAGAGUCCUGAGUACAAACAUGUUGGAGGCCCCACGCUUAGAAGCACAUACCAUUCUUGGUUCUCUGGUUUGCUUUCCUAACCUCUAUCAAGAAAUUCCAUUAUUGCAACCCAUUGCUGAAGCAGAAAUCAUCACAGGAACUACAGGUGUCAAAUUCUACCUCAUAAAUAUUCUUUUGAAGAAUGCUGCAAAUGAACCAAGUGAAGCUUCAAGGUGUUUAGCUCUUUGCUGCCUUGGGCUUUGGAUAUGUGAGGAACUUGUGCAAUGUACAAACCAUCCCCAAGUAAAGGAUGCAAUAAAUGUUUUAGGUGUGACACUAAAGUUUUGCAACAAACAGGUAGCACAGGAAGCCUGUGAUGUCUUUCAGUUACUGACCUCCUAUUGGGAAAAACUUGUGAAAUACAAAUCUUCGCUACCCAGAAAAAUUAUUGAAAUCCUUGUGGCCACAAUUGCAUUUCUGUUGCCUAGUGCAGAAUACUCCUCCGUGGAAGGUGAUAAAAAGUUUAUAGUUUCGUUAUUACUUUGUUUGUUGGACUGGUGUAUGACAUUACCCAUGAAAAUGCUGCUGGAGCCUGUGUUUACUUCAAGUCUUGAAGAUCAACAUUCUUCUAAAGCUCCAUUGCUUGAUUACAUAUAUAGGGUCCUGCAUAGUUGUGUUCAUGGCUCAAACACAUAUACACAGCAAAGCCAUUACCUUUUAAGCCUUGCAGACCUCUCUAGUGAUAUCUAUGAUCCAUUUUUGCCACUUGGAAAUGUUAGGAAUUCUGAACCCAUGCAGUUUCAGUCUUCUGCGGAUCUGAGCAACUUACUCACUGUUGCUGAAGAGAGGAGGAGGAGGAGUUUGGAAUUAAUACCUUUGACUGCACGAAUGAUAAUGGCACAUCUAGUAAACAAUUUGGGCCAUUAUCCCCUGAAUGGAGGACCUGCUGUUCUUCACAGCCUUAUUAGUGAGAAUCACAACAACUCAUACGUGGACUCUUCAGAACUGUCUUCUGAAGUUUUCAGAAGCCCAAAUUUACAACUGUUUGUAUUUAAUGACAGUACUCUUAUAUCUUAUCUUCAAAUUCCUUCUGAAAAGGAGAUAGACAAUGAACCAGAAGCAGCAUUCUCAGAAGUAAGAGUAAUUGUUAGAGAUAUCUCAGGGAAGUAUUCAUGGGAUGGAAGGCUGAUGCAUGGACCAUUAGCUGGUAGUCUACCAAAUCAAAAUAAAAGAAUAUCCACUGCAGUUUUGGACAAUUAUAAGCAGAACUUUGAGCCUCCAAUGGACUUCAUUCAAAUAUAUGAAGGAGAAGAUGCUCUUGAUAAAUUGCUAGAGAGGAUUGGCAAUAGUAGUCCUGAGUGCCUUUUACACCCGCAACUAAAAUUGAAUGAGCCAUCGCCAUCGCCAUAUGUCAUGAACCAUGACCAAGAGAAAAAUAUACUAGAAGCGAUAAUGCAGCAGAGUUGCAUAGAAAAUGAGUAUGCACAUGGAUGCAGUUUCAAUCUCAGUAUGAAAGUUGAAAGUCAAAAGGCACCAAGACCUGCACAGCUCCAAGCACCAUUUCACUUAUGUAGGCUCUUGCUAAAUGACUUGGGAAUGAAUUCUUGGGACAAAAGAAAAAGCUUUCAUCUACUGAAGAAAAAUUCUAAAUUGUUGAGAGAGCUGAAAAACUUGGACUCGAGGCAAUGCCGGGAAACUCACAAGAUUGCAGUAUUUUACAUUGCUGAAGGACAGGAAGAUAAAUGUUCAAUAUUGUCCAAUUCAAAAGGGAGCCAAGCAUAUGAAGAGUUUGUUGCUGGUCUUGGCUGGGAGGUUGAUCUUUCAACUCACUGUGGAUUUAUGGGGGGCCUUCAGCGUAAUGGCAGCACAGGCCAAACGGCACCCUAUUAUGCUACAUCUACUGCAGAAGUUAUUUUCCAUGUUUCUACACGAAUGCCCUCUGAUUCAGAUGACUCACUGACCAAAAAGCUUCGUCACUUGGGAAAUGAUGAGGUUCAUAUUGUGUGGUCUGAGCACACCAGAAAUUAUCGCAGGGGUAUUAUACCAACAGAUUUUGGAGAUGCUUUAAUUAUUAUUUAUCCAAUGAAGAAUCACAUGUUUUUCAUAGAGAUCACAAAGAAACCAGAGGUGCCAUUUUUUGGUCCUUUGUUUGAUGGGGCAAUUGUGACUGCAAAACUGCUACCAAAUCUUAUCCGGGCCUCGUGCAUCAAUGCCAGCAGAGCUGUGAAGUCCCUUAAAACUCUGUAUCAGAGCUUGUAUCCUUUUCUUUGUUUCUAGUUCAGGACUGGGAAUUACAUCUGUUCACUUUGAGGUAAGUUUUCUACAAGAAUAUUUGGUUUUGUGAAAGACUCUGCUGAAACCAUUAAGUCUUUAUCAUCAAUAGCUACUUGCCAUGGUGAGCAUCCUCUGAAUAUCACUUGCAGGGAAUCUGCAUAGCACUCUGAAUAUUACUUGGGGAGAGGGCUGUCGCUUCCCCAUAGCAUCUGGUCGACUAUUGUGAAUACAGGAGGCUAGAAGAGGUGAGCCUUUGACACGAUACAACAGGAUUUUUCUUACGUUUAGCAAAAGCAACAUUUUUAGAAUUAUUCAUGUUUGAUUUUUGAACUAAUCUGAUGAAUAAAGAAUGUAAAGAUGCAUUUCACUUUGCAACAUUUCCAGUAUCAGCCCCUUUGGAGAGCAGAGCCUCCUUCCGGAAACUUGGCAGGGCAGUAGCAAGGGCAGGCUAUGGGGGUGCAAUGCAGGGCACCGCCAACCUCACUGCCACCCCAACCCUUUCCAGUCAGGAGAGCAGCUUCUGCAUCUUUCCUUCUAUAUUGGGAAUGCAGCCUGGAUAUUGGCAUUUGUAUAUUAGAGAGAGAGAACUUUCAGAAUUCUCAGAAUAUCAAUGCAGAUUUCAUUUUAUGGUAGAGACUAUUUUGCUAAAAGUGACCAGAAUAAUUUCAAUCGCUGUGGUUGGUAGAAUUGUAACUGAGCCAAUUUAAGCCUUUGAUCUUCCAAGCCCACAAAAGAUACCGUAUAAUCACUACAUUGGC